Molecule: messenger RNA, 731 nt
Organism: Bacillus rossius redtenbacheri
Lineage: Eukaryota; Metazoa; Arthropoda; Insecta; Phasmatodea; Bacillidae
Gene: Pa1
Product: PAXIP1-associated glutamate-rich protein 1
Exons: 2
Coding region: 103-579 (158 amino acids)
Biological process (GO): positive regulation of cell cycle G1/S phase transition; positive regulation of intracellular estrogen receptor signaling pathway
Cellular component (GO): MLL3/4 complex
Molecular function (GO): nuclear estrogen receptor binding
Source: RefSeq, a predicted model, not a curated record
UAUACGGUUACCUCCACUGGUUAUAUAAAAAAAUAAACAUAAACAAAUCACUUCAAUAUUUGUAACUGAAUUUGCGCGUAAAUAUUAAAACGUUAUAAAUAAAUGCAGGAAGUUGACGACCACAAGGUGAAAGAAGAACCUUUUGCUGCUGAAGAAACCAACUGGCGUAUUGAAGCCUCAGAUGAUGAUUCUUACGAGCCGUCACCAGAGGAAAUAAUUGAGCUGUAUGAUACUCUGGAAGCGGAAGGAGUGCUGGAAUUGGAGUGGCAGUGUCCGGGACGGCGCCCACCGUCGCCUGCCCAAAAUGAAUUUUUGCAGGAAGAGGAAGAAGAUUUAGAACUCAAACCUGAAGAAAAAUCCGAUUUUGACUUCAAGGAUGAGAUGUCUGCGCCAUCGUUCACCCCUCGAAGGGUUGAGGGCGGUCCAAAGGGCAGCGCGAAGAAAAAAACUACUAGUUUGGAUGGCAUUCUGUCAAAUAUGAGGCGUCAUAGGCAAAUGGAAGAAAUGGAAAAGCAAGCUUCUAGUGCUGGUCUGCCUGAUGGUGAGCAACAUCCAUUGAGUGAAAACAUUGGAGAAUGACGAACAUUUCUGGCAGUGCCUCAGAGACAAUCUUUAAUCUUGCUUUUAAGCAAAAAUCUGCAAGUUAUAGUUUCAUUGUAAAAUGUGUACUUUUGCAAUCUACACUUGUUAACUAUUUGUUUCAUACUGAUAUUAAAUAUUAUUUUGCAUAA